CAAGUAUUCGUCUCCCUCCCCCACUGCACUGGUAAGACACGCUGCGCUGGUAUAUACACCCACGGUACGACUAAAACCCCUGAAAUUGCAGAGGCGUCAUUCUCAGGUACGCUCGAAAGACUCAAUUUUGGCCUCCCUUAGACCUCGAACAACAAAUAAGGAGGAGAUACGAAGUGCUGGUCUUCAGGGGAGGCGGAUUGUAGAACCGCAGAGUGAGAGACUAUUCUCGCUGUAUGUCAGAGGAGAGUUAUUGCUGUCAUUUUCGCAGUGAUAAUUACUACGGCGGAUACAUCGAGCUAGCGAACCCGUUGCAAUGGCCUCAACUGCGGAAAAAGCGACGCUUGCUCUGUCAAAUGCUUCCACCGUUGCUGUUGCGGGCAACGGCGUUUUUCACGAAUACGCCGCCAGCGGUGAUCGCGGCAUCGGUCGCCUGAAAUCCACUAGAACCUCCAGCCCUCCACCAGUGGAGACAGUGACUGACUCCCCUGAUCAACCUCCUACGCUGAAUCUGCCUUCUAUAACAGGUGAGCAUGCGUGUGUAUGUGUUGCUAAUCUGCCAUGGUGCAGUUAUACGUCACCUGUGUAACUAUUGUCAAUUAUACGUAUAUAUGUACAUAUUUGCUCACAUCCACGUUAUAGAAUUAUAGGUAUGUUUGGGUGUAUAUUUUGUUGUUGAUUAAUUUCAUGCAUAGAAAGAUGACGCUUUGAUGUGUAUCACCAUGUUGGCAUGUGCCCUUUUGAAGACCAUGCUGCUUCCUUAGAGAUACUGUAAUGUAUUUUGGCCUCUGCUUGAUUACUUUCCUUUGUGUCGAAUCACAAAUCUUUAUAUUCUUGGGAUUGGAUUAGAUAUACCACUUAUGUUGCGCCAACUUCACUCUUAUCUGCAUCGAGGCAUCAAAGACUUGCUAGUGAAGCCUUAUUAGUCAUUGCUUACCGACAAUGAUGAGGACACAUACCCCCCAUCCUUUGGAGCCAUUAUCAGCUGCUGAGAUCUUAGUGGCUGUAGCAACUGUUAGGGCAGCUGGUGCAACUCCUGAGGUGAGAGAUAGUAUGCGGUUUGUUGAAGUUGCGUUAAUGGAACCUGAUAAGAAUGUGGUUGCAUUAGCAGAUGCUUACUUCUUUCCUCCUUUUCAACUAUCAUUACUACCGAGAAAGAAAAAGGGUCCUGUCAUUCCCACUAAACUUCCACCUAGACAAGCGAGACUUGUUGUCUACAAUAAGAAGUCAAAUGAAACAAGCAUCUGGAUUGUUGAGCUUUCAGAGGUUCACGCUGUAACUCGUGGGGGCCACCAUCGGGGGAAAGUAAUUUCUUCUAAGGUUUUGCUUGAUGUGCAGCCUUCGAUGGAUGCUGCUGAAUAUGCUGAAUGUGAAUCUGUAAUUAAAGAUUUUCCUCCCUUUCGGGAGGCUAUGAAAAAGAGAGGUAUUGUGGAUAUGGAUCUUGUCAUGGUCGACGCCUGGUGUGUUGGCUAUCACAGUGACGCUGAUGCGCCUAAUCGCAGACUUGCAAAGCCUCUUAUUUUCUGUCGAACAGAAAGUGAUUGCCCAAUGGAAAAUGGUUAUGCCCGUCCCAUUGAAGGGAUAUAUAUCCUGGUAGAUAUGCAAAAUAUGGUUGUUUUGGAAUUUGAAGACCGUAAAUUCGUUCCCCUACCCCCUGUUGAUCCAUUGAGAAAUUACACAGCUGGUGGUACAAGAGGAGGUGUUGAUCGGAGUGAUGUGAAACCUCUGCAUAUCAUUCAACCUGAAGGUCCUAGCUUCCGUGUUUAUGGACACUUUGUUCAAUGGCAGAAGUGGAGCUUUCGCAUUGGCUUCACCCCCAAGGAAGGUUUGGUUAUAUACUCUGUUGCUUAUGUUGAUGGUAGCAGAGGCCGCAGACCCGUGGCUCAUAGAUUAAGCUUUGUUGAGAUGGUAGUCCCGUAUGGUGAUCCAAACGAUCCUCACUACAGGAAAAAUGCAUUUGAUGCUGGUGAAGAUGGGCUAGGUAAAAAUGCUCACUCACUAAAGAAGGGCUGUGAUUGUUUAGGCUGCAUAAAGUAUUUUGAUGCACACUUCACAAAUUUCACAGGAGGGGUUGAAACAAUUGAAAACUGUGUAUGCUUGCACGAGGAAGAUCAUGGAAUCUUGUGGAAACAUCAAGAUUGGAGAACAGGCUUAGCCGAAGUAAGGCGUUCACGACGAUUGACCGUUUCUUUCAUGUGUACUGUGGCAAACUAUGAAUAUGGUUUUUUCUGGCAUUUCUAUCAGGAUGGGAAAAUUCAAGCAGAGGUUAAGCUCACUGGAAUUCUUAGUCUAGGAGCUUUACAACCCGGGGAACAACGCAAAUAUGGGACAACCAUUGCCCCUGGCCUAUAUGCACCUGUGCAUCAGCACUUCUUUGUAGCUCGUUUGGACAUGUCUGUUGACUGCAAUCCUGGAGAAGCCUAUAAUCAGGUUGUUGAAGUAAAUGUUAAAGUCGAAGAGCAAGGUGAAUGUAAUGUCCAUAACAAUGCAUUUUUUGCUGAGGAGAGAUUACUCAAAACUGAACUGGAAGCUAUGCGUGACUGUAAUCCUUCGUCUGCUCGACAUUGGAUUAUAAAGAACACAAGAACAGUGAACCGUACUGGGGAGUUGACAGGCUACAAGCUGGUGCCUGGGUCAAACUGUUUGCCAUUAGCCGGUCAAAAGGCCAAAUUUCUAAGAAGGGCUGCUUUUCUAAAACACAACCUUUGGGUUACCCCAUAUAGUCCUGAUGAGAUGUUUCCAGGAGGAGAAUUUCCUAAUCAAAACCCGCGAGUUGGAGAAGGACUGGCCACAUGGGUUAGAUUGAACCGUUCCCUAGAAGACAGCAACAUUGUUCUAUGGUAUGUUUUUGGGGUGACACAUGUCCCACGGUUGGAAGACUGGCCAGUAAUGCCCGUGGAACACACUGGUUUCAUGCUCAUGCCCCAUGGAUUCUUUAAUUGCUCACCGGCUGUGGAUGUGCCUCCUAGCUUAUUAGUUGAAUCAGAUUCCAAGGAAAAUGGAGCCAUGGCAAAAGCUUGCCACUCUGGCUUGAAUGCUAAGCUUUAAGGGGACAAAGCUUUUCUUCAAGGGGAUAAAGUUCAUGUUGAUAGAUUGUUGCUUACUGAAACUACUGCCAUUGUGGUUUUCUUUUUACAACUUUUGAACAUAUGGGGCCAAGGAUAUUUCUAAUCUAUCGUUUAGUGCCCCACAUUUUUUAGUGAACUCCGUAUCUAAAUAGGAUACUCCCAAUUGUCAUUGUUCAGCUGUUUCUGUCUACUUUAAGAACUAUGGAGUAUUAUUUUAAUCAGGGUCUUAUAUUUUGCCCCCACACUUGUAGCCC
Messenger RNA from Cuscuta europaea, 3319 nucleotides. The record is from the annotation of a GenBank genome assembly. NCBI's taxonomy places the organism in Eukaryota, Viridiplantae, Streptophyta, Magnoliopsida, Solanales, Convolvulaceae.